This is a messenger RNA of Diabrotica balteata, 900 nucleotides long. Lineage: Eukaryota; Metazoa; Arthropoda; Insecta; Coleoptera; Chrysomelidae. The record is from the annotation of a GenBank genome assembly.
UUGUUCAAAAAAUAUAAUAAAAAUGAAAGUUUACAUAUUAUUUAUAAUAUGUGCAGUUACUUUGCUUCAAUUGGCUGCGUCCGAUCGUGCAGCUGAUAUGAAAGCCAGAAUAGAUCAACUAAAUAGGCAAAAUCAACAAGGAUCCACUGGCAAUCAACCGAAUACAAAUAAAUAUGGACAAAAUGGUUCAUAUAACAAUGGAUACACUAAUGGUCAACAUUAUCCUAACAGUAACCAAAUUGGGCAGGUGAACCGCAACGGUUCUAGGCCUCUGUAUCCUCACCUACCACAAAACAAUAACGGAAAUCCCAAUUGGGCAAAUCCUAAUUACAACCCCAAUGGAGGUACCUAUGGUAAUAAUAAUAACAAUAACAGGUAUCCUGCUUCUGGUUACAAUAACGGUCAGUCAAACCCAAAUGAUCCGUAUAACAGAAACAAUGGAUAUAACUCCAACCAAAACCAACCAGGAAAUCAAGGAUACAAUUCAGGAAGUGGAUACAAUUCAGGAAGUGGAUACAAUUCUGGAAACAAAUAUCCCUAUAAUCAAGGUCAAAACGGUGGAACACAAGGAUAUCACAAUUCUGGCAGUCCUGGAUAUCCUAUCACUGGAAGUCAAGGUUACCCCAACACUGGAAGUCAAGGUUACCCCAACACUGGAAGCCAAGGUUACUCGAACACGGGAAGUCAAGGUUACCCCAACACUGGAAGCCAAGGUUACUCGAACACGGGAAGUCAAGGUUACUCCAACACAGGAAAUCAAGGUUACCCCAUCACUGGAAGUGUAGGUUACCCCAACCCAGCGUAUAAUCAAGGCAAUCAGGGUCAUCCUAACUCAUACAAUUCUGGUAAUCAGGGAUCCAGAUAUUAAUUAAAUACCUAAUAUAACACAUACAGAAGUUU